GUACACCAAUAUUUAUAUACCUAAGAUAAUUAAUUUUUAGAGCCAGUUACUGAUAAUUUUCUGGGUAAAUAAAUUUUGCAGUGCAGCGCAACUACCUACCUAGUUACGUAAAUCGAAACAGUAUUUUUUGUUCAGUAUUAUUAAGUAAAUAGUUCUCAACUAACUGAUAUGUGAGAUAAGCUUAUCUUAAACGUUCAAUAACAUAACUGGUUCGUUACCUUAUUAUUAGUUACACUCAUUCAUAAUACGUUGUUGUUAGUGUGUGAUUUAUUUUAAAUAAAAAGUGCUAACUUAAAUUAGAAAAAUGAGUAAACCAGAUUUUCGCAGGUCUACAAGUACUUAUUAUAGUACAAAUUACCAAUAUACAUUCGUUCAAAAUAAAGAAAACGAUGGAACUAAAAUGCGAGGAUCCCGGAGAGUAGUUACAUUCUGCAUUUUAACAACAAUAAUGCCUACAAUACUUAUUGUUCUGCCCUUGUAUUUACGGAAUAUUAAGUAUGCAGAUGUACUGUAUAAGAUAUCCGACUCUGAUGUGAUACAAAUACACAAAGGACAGUCGUCGAUAUUUUGUGCUAAACAUUCCUUGAAAAUGAAUACUUCUUUCAAUGCAUUCCAAAUGAGAGGGAGACCUGAAUUAUCAGAUAGGAAGAAACAUAUUAGGCUAAGAAAGUCUAUGACAUUGCCUGAUGACACUUUAGAAUAUUGGGGAUUUUAUUUGUUCAAAGGUGCAACUGUAGAACUUAAAGCAUGUUCCCGACAUGAAGGUUCUAAAAUACUUGUUGUGAAAGGAGAAAAAAUACUUGAUACCUGUGGAAUAUUAGAAGGAAAUGGUUAUAAGAAAUCCCCUUCAUUUAUAGAAAACAAACAUGUUUUAGUGACACUUGAAAAUCCUCAUGUAAAACAAGAAAAUGUGUCUGAUAAAAUUAUAAAACCAGUCAAAGAAAAUGAUGGUUUUAACAAUUCAAGUAAUGAGCCUAAUAUUAGAAUAGAAAAUAAUAUUAUUGAUAAUGGAAUGUUAGAUGAAGCACCAAAAUUGAAUAUUGACAUAAUGGAUAAAUUCCAGGAUUUGGAAGUAAACAUAACUUCUGAGGACAGGAAGCGGAAAAGAAGAGAUGUAAAAAGAUCAACAUUACAUAACCCAAACACUGUACUAGAUGCUGGAGUUAACCAUGGAGGAAAUGCUUUUAAUAAUACUGUUAAUACACCACAGGAGAGUGCAAUAUCAAGUUUUGAAAACAGCUUGCAUGAAUGCUACCAUGAUAACAUGUUGAUGAACAAUUACUUUCCCUACUCCAUACAGUGCAAUAGCACAAAAUAUUUAGAAAAAACUACAACCCUAAAAGUAACACAUCAAGUUUUAGAAGAUGGUUAUUACUAUUAUAUAUUUUAUAGUGAUAAUGAUAUUGUAAUGAAUGAUAUUCAUGCAAUUUUUGACAUAUACAAGCCAACAUUUCAAUACAUAAAUAUGUCUGACUCUAAGAUAUGUGUAAACAGAACUGAAUGUGAAUUUGAUGUUGGAUUAUUUAGUGAUGAAUUAGUUAUUGUUGAAGUCCCUACUAAAGAUGGGUUGAAGAAUGAUGAUGAAUCUUCCAUUUUAGUAUCUAUAUGCCAUCCACGGAUGACUGUAUACAUAUUUUUUCCAAUUUCAGUCUUGUUACUGAUAUUAUUAUUUGCAUUUUUAUGAUAUAUACUGAAAGUAACAUUCCAUUAUUUUUUAAUUAAAAUGAACUUUACCAAAAGUGUGAUAUUAUUUUACUAAAGGCAGCUAUAAGAGUUAUAAGUAUAUUAUACAAUACUUUUUAUAGUGUAAGAUUAAUGUAAAAAAUGUGUUACAAACUAACAUGAUUUAAAAAUUGUAAUUGUGCCAGUAGAUAUUAUGAUAUUGCAUUGUUGUCUAUGUGUGUAGUAAUUUCUAUUAUAUUCAUUGUUGUGUUAAAUCGUUUUAUGGUAUUAAAAGUUUAUCCUAGCCAUUA
This is a messenger RNA of Ostrinia nubilalis (European corn borer), 1973 nucleotides long. RefSeq lists its product as uncharacterized. NCBI's taxonomy places the organism in Eukaryota, Metazoa, Arthropoda, Insecta, Lepidoptera, Crambidae. The transcript is spliced from 2 exons. The record is from RefSeq and is a predicted model, not a curated record. Bases 305 to 1684 code for a protein of 459 amino acids.